This is a messenger RNA of Betta splendens (Siamese fighting fish), 1438 nucleotides long. Its product is annotated as coxsackievirus and adenovirus receptor homolog. Lineage: Eukaryota; Metazoa; Chordata; Actinopteri; Anabantiformes; Osphronemidae. The transcript has 3 exons. The record is from RefSeq and is a predicted model, not a curated record. The coding region runs from base 97 to 630 and encodes 177 amino acids.
UUCUUGCUCAUGCUUGCUGUUUUGCUGAGGGCAAGAGUAAGGUACAGCAUACAGUAGGCACAAACCAUUUGAAAAGACUGGAAGUACAUGUGUUAAAUGGCUGCUGUGAUUCUCUGCUGGACUUUACUGACUGUUGGCCUCCUGGGGUCUGCGUCUGAAGCACUGGAAAAUGUUUCAGCUCAUUCUGGGGGCAACAUCGUGCUGCCGUGUCAAGCUACUGAGUCGAGCUCCCAACCCAUAAUUUUGGAGUGGAGCAGAUCUGACCAUGACAAGCUCGAGUAUGUGUUCUUGUACCGAGAUGGGCAGUUCGAUCCAGAGAACCAGCAUCCAUCUUUCAAGAAUCGCGUGGAGCUGAGGGACAAACAGAUGAAGAAUGGAGACUUGUCUCUGAUUCUGAUUGAUGUGACAGCCGACGACAUCGGGACAUAUGAGUGUCGUGUUGUAAGAGCAAGAUCUAAUCUACCCACCCCUCCCAUCAACGUGAUUAACCUGAAAGUCACUAAUAACGGUCAAGACCUUAGAUUUAAAUUUUGGCAAAGCAUUAUUGGAGGACAGAAAGAUGGGAAAGUGCUAGAAUACCUUGGACUGAUGCUGUAUCAGAUUGUGUUCUUACUCUUUUUGUUGUUGUGAAACACUAACAGACACCACUGUGGACCAAGCUGGAUUCAUCCUCACAGAGCUGAGGCUCACGCUGUCCUCUGUACUGGAAAUAUCUUAAAAUGCAAUAUUUUAUCCAUUGUGGUUUUAUCUUUUGGUCUAAAUAUUUGUCCAUGAAGUGGUACAGUAUGCAGACAGAACAAAGCAUCUGAAGUGAUGUGACAUUUGGUCUGGAGGUUGCUGUUUCCUAACAUGAAUGCAUGAACAAGCAAAUGUGAUCUUCGAACAAACUAUAGGGCAAAGGCCUGUCACCUGAAUAAUUGUACCCAAAAGAUGAAGCAGACUACUGUAUACAGUAUGUACAGCUGUUUUUUACAUGAAGACAAUUUGAUAAUACUUAUGCAUUAUUAACACUGGUGGUAUGAACAAAUGUACAUUUAUAAUCCUGCAUGUCCCAUCGAACCUAACUCACGGUUAUGUUGAACCUCGUUAUUGGAGAAUCAAGAGUCAAUAGGCUCUCCAGGUGUAAAGAGGGGGAAUUAAUUUACUAAUUACACCUAAAAAGCCACAAAAGGACUAUUGUAUUAGCUCUAAAGAUAUAUAUAUAUAAGAUUAAAACCGAUAACCUUACCAAGUAAAGUAAUUUGUACUCAUACGGAAUGUCCAUAGUAGUACUGAUACUACAUGAUUCCACUUCAUUAUGCAUUUUUAGACUUACUUAAUAUUAAAAUACUGUUUAAAAAGCUUUGGUCUUUGGUGGCCUUGGUGGUUUAUAUUUAUCUGGUGGUAUACACACACAUUAAAUUACAUAGCUUAACAAUAAAGGAUUACAUAAACCUUG